CGAUGACACCCCCCAUGCCAGUGGAAACGGCCACCUGUGGUGCUGACGAUGGGCUCUGCCUGCGGCAUCCACGUGAACCUGGUCCAGGCAGCCAAGGCGGGGCACGUUGACAAGGUGCAGUUGUGCCUGGACAAUCAAGCCAACGUCAACUGGUGCGACAAGGCCAAGCGGACGGCCCUCCACUGGGCCUCCAUCAAAACCCGACCGGACGUUGUCAAGCUCCUGCUCGACAAAGGGGCGACUGUCGACGCCCCUGAAAUCAGAGGAUGGACGCCGCUCCACUUUGCGGCGCAGAGUGGCCACAUGGGCAUUGCCAAGAUGCUGCUCGACAAAGGCGCGAACGCCGACGCCGCUGAAAAAAGACGGUGGACGCCACUCCACAUUGCGUCGCAGCAUGGGCACGUGCCUGUCAUCGAGAUGCUGCUCGAGAAAGUUCUCCACGUCGACGCGCACGAAGGAGACGGGUGGACGCCCCUCCACAUUGCGUCGCAGUUUGGCCACGUUGAAGUCGUUGCGAUGCUGCUCGAGAAAGGCGCGAGCGUCGACGCGACUGAAAAAAAAGCGUGGACGCCCCUGCACUUUGCGUCUCAGUACGGCCAAGCGGACACGGUCAAGCUGCUGGUCGAGAGAGGCUCGUACAUUGAUGCGGUGGAAGAAGACGGAUGGACGCCUCUCCACAUUGCGUCGCAAAACGACCACGUCGAUGCCGCCAGGAUGCUGAUCGAGACAGGUGCCAACGUGAACGCCACUUCGAAUGAUGGGAUGACACCACUCCACCUUGCCGCAAGGAACGGCCGCAUCCGAAUUGUCGAGACGUUGGCGGCAGGAGGAGCAGACUUGUUUGCGAAAUCCAAGCGGGGGUUCACUCCGCGAGACCUGGCCAUGUUACGAAAUCAACCGGCCGUGGCGAAUGCCCUCGGCAAGUGCGCACAGGAACGACCGGUGACGUAUUUUCGCGCCGGCCACCUCGCCAUGGCCGAGAAACACGCGGUGCUGGCCAUCGCGGCAAUGAACGUCAACAAGUCGGCGUUUGCAUGGAUGGGAGGCUGCUUGCUUCAGCAGCGCAAGCACGACGAAGCCAAGGCUGCGUUCAUGUUAGGUCUGGAAAAAGAUCCAAGCGAUGCGGACUGCGCGUUCGGGCUGGCCAAUCUACCACCGACUGCCGCCGAGCCCGAUGGCUCUUCACCGGAAGCAGUGCGCCUCUUGGACAGCAACGAGUGCGUGAUCUGCAUGGAAAAGCCUCGCACCGCUGUGUGUGUCCCGUGUGGCCACUUGGCGGGAUGCUACAAUUGCCUCCUUGUCGUGCAAAGGAAGGGCGGAUGUCCGAUCUGCCGAAGUGCUAUUGCUGCUGUCGUUCGCGUGUACGGGUGCUAAUGACCAUCCCAAUAUAAAAACCUCGCGCAUGCUUCGUUC
Aphanomyces invadans is the source of this 1413-nucleotide messenger RNA. RefSeq lists its product as hypothetical. Lineage: Eukaryota; Oomycota; Saprolegniomycetes; Saprolegniales; Verrucalvaceae. The record is from RefSeq and is a predicted model, not a curated record. Gene Ontology annotation, molecular function: protein binding. The coding region runs from base 49 to 1374 and encodes 441 amino acids. The transcript has 10 exons.